Hyaloscypha bicolor E is the source of this 1011-nucleotide messenger RNA. RefSeq names its product putative 3-methyl-2-oxobutanoate hydroxymethyltransferase. The record is from RefSeq and is a predicted model, not a curated record. NCBI's taxonomy places the organism in Eukaryota, Fungi, Ascomycota, Leotiomycetes, Helotiales, Hyaloscyphaceae. The transcript is spliced from 2 exons. The coding region runs from base 1 to 1011 and encodes 336 amino acids. Gene Ontology annotation, biological process: pantothenate biosynthetic process. Gene Ontology annotation, cellular component: mitochondrion. Gene Ontology annotation, molecular function: magnesium ion binding; 3-methyl-2-oxobutanoate hydroxymethyltransferase activity.
AUGUCGCCAUCAAUAUCCGUCGUGCAAGUGUCUCGUGCCCUCUUUUCGCAAUACCUACGACCUAUUUCAACCGCUGUAAAGCCUUUGCUAUCGCAAUGGCAGACCAGAUACAGCUCGCAUUCGCCCAUGGGCGCUCCGGGGCCAAAUUUGCGGAAGAAAGUUACCCUUAAUACCAUCCGCUCCAUGUAUAAGAAAGGGGAACCCAUCACCGUGUUGACGGCCCAUGAUUUCCCUAGUGGGCAUGUCGCGGAUGUUGCUGGCAUGGAAAUCGUCCUUGUUGGUGAUAGCCUCGCCAUGGUAGCCUUGGGUAUGGAAGACACUAGUGAAGUUCUCUUGGAGGAGAUGCUCCUGCACUGCCGUUCUGUGUCUCGCGCUGCAAAGACAGCCUUCACCGUCGGAGAUCUGCCCAUGGGAUCUUAUGAGAUUGCCCCCGAACAAGCCCUAGAAUCUGCCAUCCGGUUCAUCAAGGAAGGUCGCGUACAAGGCGUAAAGCUCGAAGGGGGCAUCGAAAUGGCACCGACCAUCAACAAAAUCACAACUGCUGGCAUACCUGUCCUAGGCCAUGUCGGACUGACACCACAACACCAAAAUGCUCUUGGAGGAUUUCGAGUACAAGGGAAGACAUCUGAAAGUGCAAUGAAAGUCCUUCAAGACGCUUUAGCGGUACAGGCUGCCGGUUGUUUCGCUGUAGUCGUCGAAGCAGUACCACAAGAAAUAGCAACUCUGAUCACGAAGAAGCUCUCGAUUCCAACUAUUGGUAUUGGUGCCGGAAACGGCUGCUCCGGCCAAGUCCUUGUCCAGGUUGACAUGACCGGCAACUUCCCACCUGGCCGCUUCAUCCCCAAGUUUGUCAAGAAGUACGGAGACGUAUGGAGUGAGAGUUUGAAAGCCAUCGAAGCUUACAGAGAUGAGACCAAGAGCCGUGCAUACCCUGCACCAGAGCACACAUAUCCAAUUCCGAAGGAGGAGGUGGAGAAAUUCGAGCGCAUGCUUGAUGCGAAAGAAGCUUGA